Messenger RNA from Trichoderma atroviride IMI 206040, 732 nucleotides. RefSeq lists its product as uncharacterized. NCBI's taxonomy places the organism in Eukaryota, Fungi, Ascomycota, Sordariomycetes, Hypocreales, Hypocreaceae. The record is from RefSeq and is a predicted model, not a curated record.
AUGCGCGUCUCCGCCAUCCUCCCCGCCGUCCUCUCCCUCGCCUCCGUCUCCUCGGCGCACUUCCUCAUGAACUACCCCGACUCCAUCGGCUUCGACGACGACAAGGAGGGCACCGCGCCCUGCGGCGGCUUCACGCCCGACAUCUCCUCGGGCUCCAAGCAGCUCGUCGACUUCCACGUCGGCGGCGACUCGCUGGCCAUGCGCGCCACCCACAACCAGGUCACUUGGCUGUUCCGCGUCACGCUCGACGGCACCGCCCAGUCGGGCUGGAAGCAAAUCUUCCCCAUUGUCCAGCAGAGCGGCCUGGGCGACUUUUGCGAGCCGCACAUCACGCUGCCCGCGAGCUAUGCCGGCAAGAAGGGCGUCAUCGGCGUCGUGACGGAUGCGCCAGACGGCCUGCUGUACCAGUGCAUUGCUGCCAACUUCGUCUCGGGCUCCGUCGACCCGCCCUCGGCCUGCAAAAACGCCUCCAUCACCGCCAGCUUCGUCAGCGACUCCAAGCUCUCGCCCCUCGUCUCCGGCAGCGUCUCCGGCUCUGGCAGCUCCUCCAACAGCACCGGCGGAGGAUCCUCCUCUACGCCCUCGAGCACUCAGAGCAGUGCCGCUGCGGCCACUACCUCGGGCAACGCUGCGCCCGGCCAUCUCUCGGCCUGGUCGGUCUCUUCCUUUGGCCUGGGCAGUGCUUUGACCGCUGUGUCCAUGGUUCUUGCCGGUGGCGCUUUGAUGAUUUAA